GGUUUUGCACUUUUGAGCUAGUACGUAGUGCUAAUAGCUCUUCAUUGAUGGCUGAUUAGUGUUCACAUUCACUCAUUGCGAACUGGCAUUAGCUAAAUAACUAGUUUCGAGAUACUUUCUGUGAAAAUUCUAGUAGGAAAUCAACAAUCUUUAGGGCCAUCUCAAUUUUUACGGAGAUGGGCAAUCAUCAACAGCAUAAAACGAAGAUAGUGCCUUUUAACAAACUGUGUUCAAAAUGUGAACACUGGGUUCAGAUUCCCUGGGGAAACUGGAGGUCAUGACUUCGUACUUUUAUGGAAGUGUAGAUAUAUAUUAGUGAGGAGUCCCAAAUGUAGCAAGCAUCAGUUGACCAGUCUUUUGCCAUACUUUUUCUUACGUCUGACAUUAGUCAAUGACGAAAAUUUUCUGUAAGUUAUAAGUAUUUCCAAAAAACACCUUAGUAAAUUACAUGUAUACACAAAUAUCAAUCAGUAACAACCAGGUUUUCCUGAAAACAAUUGUUUAGAAUUCAGAGGUAGUUUAUCAAACAAUUUAUUUUCUUCUUUUAACCCAGGGGAAAUUUGGAAAGCCUGGUGCACCUGGUAUACCUGGACCACCUGGAAGAUUAGGCCAAGACGGUCUACCUGGACCUCCUGGACCAGCUGGUUUUCCUGGACCUAAAGGCGACAAAGGAUAUCCAGGGACUCAGGGACCUAAAGGUGAAAAGGGUGUAAAAGGUGAAACAACUGAUGUGGAUGCAAUGCCUGGGCCAGAUGGAGACAUUGGUGAACCAGGAGUGAAAGGAGAUCGUGGUGAUCCAGGCCCUUAUGGACCAAGAGGUUUACCUGGUGGACGUGGACCACGAGGAGACCCUGGACCUAAAGGUGAUCCAGGUCCUGGAUAUGCACAAGUAAUUAUAGGUGAACCAGGAAGGAAAGGAGAAAAAGGUCUGCCAGGAUUAGAUGGAAAACGUGGAAAGACAGGACGACCUGGAAUUCCUGGAACGAAAGGAGAAAAAGGUUUCCCUGGUCGAGAGGUAUAUGGAAGGAAAGGUGAAAAGGGUUCACGUGGAUUUCCAGGACCCAUUGGACCACCUGGUGAUCGAGGAGCUUCAGGUAUACCAGGUCCUAUUGGUGACCAGGGGGAAAUAGGUCCUAGUAUUGAUGGUCCUCCUGGGCCUAAAGGAGUUAAAGGUCAACCUGGUUUACCUGGCAUACGUGGGCGUGAGGGUGAUCCUGGUCCUGCUGGAGAAAAAGGGGAUUGCAUUAUGUGUCCAGACGGAAGACCUGGUUUACAAGGACCGAAAGGUUUCCGAGGUCAACCUGGAAUUCCUGGUGAACCAGGAUUGGAUGGCUCACCAGGACAAAAGGGAUUACCUGGAGCCCAAGGACGAGAUGGUCUUGUUGGGGUACCUGGUCAAAAGGGUGAGAAAGGUGAACGUGGAAAUGAUGGUUCACGUGGACCCAAAGGUGAACCAGGUCCUGUUGAAAUAGUAAAUGUCACUGUACCAGAAGCACCACGUGGCGAUGUUGGUCGUCCUGGUCGUGCUGGAGUAGUCGGUGAACAAGGUCCGAAAGGUUUUCCUGGUCCUAAAGGCUUACCUGGGCCAGAAGGUCCUAAGGGCGACAGUGGACUGCCAGGAUUACCAGGUUUUAGUGGAACAGUAGGAAAACCUGGAAGACGUGGUGAACCAGGUCGUGAUGGAAUUGUAUUCGAUGCACAAAAAGGAGCUCCGGGUAUUCCUGGCAGAGAUGGCAUUAAGGGUGAAAAAGGAGAAAAAGGAGACAGAGGAAUGGAUAAUAUUGUUGAUCAAAUAUUCGAGUAUAUCAAAGGUGAAACCGGUCCGAAAGGAUACCCAGGAGACAAAGGAUUAUCAGGAUUCCCAGGAGAAAAAGGCAGAGAAGGUGAGAAAGGAAUUGCUGGAAUACCUGGAAAACAGGGUAAACCAGGUUUUCCUGGUCUACAAGGAGCUGCAGGUGAACGGGGAGACAAAGGUUUUAUGGGUCCCAAAGGACCGAGAGGUAUUCCAGGUCCAUCAGGAGAACCAGGAAGAAAGGGAGUAAAAGGUCUACUUGGCCCAAAAGGUCUUCCUGGACCUGCUGGUGACAUAGGUGAACGUGGUCCAUCUGGUCUACCAGGUUUCUCAGCGACCGGAGAAAAAGGUGAGGUAGGUACACAAGGAUUCCCCGGUCCUCCAGGUAGAAAAGGAGUUCCGGGUAUUAAAGGUGAAAAAGGAGUUAGGGGAACUGAUGGACUACCAGGAUUAAAUGGUUCAAAAGGUGAAAUAGGUGAUCGGGGACCUAAGGGGGAAACUGGAGAACCGGGUGAGGUUUAUCAAGGAAUAAAAGGGCCAAAAGGUAUGAAAGGUGAAACCGGUCUUCCUGGUGUUGAUGGCCCUAAAGGAGAUUCAGGAGAAGACAGAUUCCCUACAAUUGCAAUGAAAGGCCUUCCUGGUCCACCAGGGCCUCGUGGACCUGAAGGACCGAAAGGUUUACCUGGAAAUACAGGGUUACCUGGGAGAGUUGGUCCUAGUGGACCUAGUGGAGCACCUGGGUCUCCUGGUGAGAAAGGUGAUGCUGGCCAACCUGGAACAUUCGGCCCCAAAGGGUUGCCUGGAGAACCUGGAGAUGAUGGUGUAGAAGGUCCGAGGGGUGAAACUGGUGACGAGGGGCCAAGAGGUCUUCCUGGAUCACCAGGACCCAAAGGAUUAUCUGGUUUAAUGGGUCCUAAGGGACUUCCAGGAGAACCAGGAGGAAUAGGAGUUGGAAUUAAAGGACAAAAAGGUUUACCAGGACUCAAAGGUAUAAAAGGUUUCCCAGGUGAACCAGGAGAUGAUGGAAUACCUGGAAAUAAAGGUCUUCCAGGUCUAGCCGGAGUAGCUGAAAAAGGUGAGAAAGGUGAAAAAGGAUUAAAAGGUGCUCAAGGACUACCUGGAAUAAAGGGUAGACCAGGUCAAAUGGGUCCAUUAGGAGAGACAGGUGAUCCUGGUCCGACUGGCCCCAUUGGUGAAAAAGGAGAUCAUGGAGUGCCAGGUCCAGCUGGUCGUCCUGGUCGAAAUGGCAUAGCCGGCGAGCCUGGCGACUUAGGACCAAGAGGACUACCGGGGCUACCUGGACCAUUGGGCGAUAAAGGUGAAAAGGGCUCACGCGGUACAACUGAUCGAUUAGCUGAUGUUGGACCAAAAGGUGAAAAAGGUCAACCUGGUAUAGUAGGUCCACCUGGACCCAAAGGUUUACAAGGUCCGAAAGGUGAUCAAGGAAUUCAGGGGAUAUCUGGUAAAGAUGGUCUACCCGGUCAACCAGGACCUAUGGGCCCUAAGGGAGAAAAAGGUGUACCCGGAUCACCAGGACCAAGAGGAACUGAGGGGCAACCAGGUCUAAAAGGUCCCAAGGGAUUUGUCGGCCCUAAAGGAUUUCCAGGAUCAGUUGGUCCUCCUGGAGAACGUGGUCCAACAGGAGACCGAGGUGAAUUAUUAAGAUCCCCAGUCGGACCAAAAGGUGAACGUGGCUUGCUUGGACCACCUGGAGCUGUGGGUCGCAAAGGUGAGCCCGGGGAACCUGGAGCGAGAGGAGCUCCAGGUGAAGUGGGUGAACCCGGUCCAGAUUUACUUGGAGCACCUGGAGAGAAAGGAAGUCCUGGGCCUACAGGUAGACCUGGGGUUCCUGGGAUGAGAGGACCUAAGGGAGUCAAAGGUGUUUCACCUCGAGAGCCUGGCGAACCUGGCCCAAGAGGUGCUGAUGGACCCCCAGGUAUUAAAGGCGAACGUGGUUCUAAAGGAUUUGAUGGUUCAAUUGGUAGAAAAGGAUUACCAGGUUUAAAAGGUGAGCAAGGUGCUAAAGGAUUCCCAGGGAAAACAGGUAGACCAGGUGAAAUCGGCGAGAAAGGUGACAGAGGAUCUACAGGACUUCCGGGAGAUAAAGGCAGUAAAGGAAUAAAAGGUGAAAUAGGCCGACCGGGAUUACAAGGUCCUAAAGGAGAUACUGCGAUCUCUGUUUUGGGAGUAAAAGGCGAAAAAGGAAUACGAGGAGAUGAUGGCUUCAUGGGUCCCAAAGGUUUACCAGGAAUCGAUGGAGCCCCUGGAGCUCCUGGUCCAAGAGGUGAACCUGGAGAUGUUGGAGAACCAUCACCAGUAGGUCCGAAAGGUUACCCAGGUCCCACGGGUGAGAAGGGAUUUAUGGGUCCAGAAGGACCAAAAGGUGAUGUUGGUCCAGUUGGAGAACAAGGAGCGCCAGGAGGCAUUGGCGACACACGUGGUAACACAGGACACUUAUUCACUGUUCAUAGUCAGACUGCACGCAUCCCGUCAUGUCCGUCAUCAACUCGUAAAUUAUGGGAUGGUUAUUCAUUUUUAAGUAUGACUGGAUCGGAUCGAGCUCAUGUUAACGAUCUAGCUAGUCCUGGUUCAUGUCUACAAUUAUUUAAUCCAAUACCGUUUAUGUUUUGUGAAAAACAAGAAAAUUGUUAUUAUGCUCAACGAAAUGAUCGAAGCUAUUGGCUGAGUACAGAAGAAGAACCAAUGAUGUGGAAUCCAGUUCCAGCAAAUGAAACUCAAAGAUAUAUAAGUAGAUGUGCAGUUUGUGAAGCUUCCAGUAAGCUUUAUGCUUUCCAUUCGCAAACUUUGAAGAUUCCUAAAUGUCCUGAUGGUUGGUCCACUCUGUGGCCGGGAAGUAGUUUCUUUAUGAAUACUGGUUAUGGAGCACAAGGUGGAGGACAACAGCUAGCAUCUCCAGGUAGUUGUUUACCACAGUUCCGAUCUCAUAUGUUUAUUGAAUGUACUGCUAAAGGUUUAUGUGGAUUUUUUGAAGAACAUAAAAAUUUCUGGUUACGUGUUAUGCCUAGUUCUAUGGAUGAGCAUAUGUUUGGCAUGGUAAUGGGCACUGUAAUCAAAGUACGUAAUAGUCAAGAUUCAGUUGGUAAAUGUGCUGUAUGUAUGAGAACACAACCAUUGUCAACAUUAUUUUAUUUAAAUUAAUCAUGCUUUUAAUUUCAUUGUUUAAGCAUUACACAUAAUAAUACUUUCUCUUUCUUCUGUUUAUUAAAACAAAACAAAUUAUUGUCAGAAUUUUUAAAUUUAAAAUAACUAUGUUAUUUUAUUUUUUGAGAAAAAAAAGUUUCCAAAAUGUAUUUAUUAUCAUGUUGGGAUAAAUUUUGUUUGGCUUAUUUAUAACAAUUAAAAGUUCCAAGAUCUAAGAUAAUAAAACCAAAGAUAGUUACAUCAUUUAAAACAACUAUUUCUGCUUUGAAUACAUACGCAUAAAGUAAAGUUUCAUUGGACAUUGAAAAGUUAAAUGGCGUUUUUUAAAUGAUCCAAACUAAAUCUCAAUAAAUGCAAGAUUAUUUUACAUCUAUUCUAAAAGAGGUUUUUAUCAAUACACAAUAUAAUAUUAUGUUGAAAACUUUUUUUUAAAAAAGCAAACUACUUCAUAAUUUACCCAAAUACCAAUUUAAAAAAUAGCAAUUUUUUAAAUUUAACUUUAUUCUAAAUAUAUACAUAUUCACUGAUUUUAUUAUAAUAAUUACUACAGUUAAAGGUUUUGCUAACUGUUAACUGAGUGUUCAAUAUGCCCACCCCUCAAGUCAGUCAAUGAAAGAAAUAAACAUUAAGGGGGUCUUGCAUAUUCAUACUAUAACAUAUUUGUGUUAGGCUGCUUUUGAAUAUAUUUCUUCAAAUAUUUAGGACUUUAUUGGAUUGACGGAUCUUUUUUUUGAGCACAAAUAUACGUGUUAACCAUUGCUUCUUUAUUAAAAAAACUUUUAUUUUUCAGUGUUAGCCUUAACAAGAAGAUAUAAAUAUUGUAAAAUUUUGACAAUCUAGUGUUUUUGUCAUUUAUUUAAUGUUUCUGUUCUUUUCUAGUCUGAAAUUGUUCUUUUUUUCAAAAUGUUAAAACAUAAAUAAUAAAUUUGAUGACCUAAUUUUAAUGAUUUUCUUUACUGGCAUUGAUAACUCGGUGCAUAGUAUUGAUGCUGGGUAACCAACGAGCCAAUUAUUUUGUCAAAGGGCCACAUAAACCCAGUUGUGGAGCACUUUAACAUACAAAAACGUUUAAAUCCUAAGUAAAAUACUGUAAUAUAUAUCACCUAUCAAUGAAACUAAUGUUUACUCAAAAAAUUAUCAGGAUAAUCUCUGUUACUACAUCAGUAAGAUAAGUGCAAAUAUACAUUGUUUCAUAACUAGUACGCGAUGAUCGGGAAUCAUUUCACUUGUCGUAAUACAUAAACCUUUCUCAACAUUUGCGUCUGUUUGCUAAUAUAUGAAUUCGCAACUGUUGAAUUUUGUACAUGACAACCUGUUAGUGAUUACGGGUUGACCGAGAAAGGUAGAUAUUUGUGGGGAGUUUGAACUCUAUUCAUGUUAUUAUACUAGUGAUGAGUUCGUUUAUGCUGUUGUCAACUUCGAGGUGUGUUAGUUGCAUGUGGAGAUCACAAUUAACUGUCUCAGUGAAGCGGUUGGAAAAUUGUUGUAAGAUGUGAACUCUUUGAGAUGUUUGGAACGUCAUUAGAAUUUAUUUUGGAGCAUCAAAAUUUGUUGACUAUAUUCCUGAUCAGACUGUGAAGAGAUAGUUUGUGUGUCUAGUGUGUUGGAAAAUGACCGUAGUUCUUUAGAUUUGUCAGGUAAAAACUGAGUAUGAUUUCAAACGCUUUAAUUUCUGCGUACAGUUUAUCUGUAAACACACCCUGCAAUUUCCUAUUGAGGUAAUUUAGUAUGCCGAAAAUAUUAGCAGCAAAUCAGAAUACCAUCACGUUGUUUUUAUCUUAUUAAUAAUAAUCCUGCGUAGAAUGUUUUCGAUUUCAAGGAAUACCACAAUUUCUCUCCGAUAUCCCAAACUCUUUCCAGUAAGUUUCAAAAGUAUAGGCAAAAAACUUCAGUACGAUAAAGUGCAUCAGAGUAUUUUGUUUCAGUAGUUCUGUGGAGGGUUUUGAAUUUUCAUACGGGUGUUAUUUUUGCCUAUUUCUGAUCAAUUGAGCAGUAAAUCCCAGCUUUAAAUAUCAAUCGUCACUUGUUACAUAAUCUCCUACACUAGCUGUAAUAAAAUUACUUGAUUCCGUCACAGUUUUACAUAAACAGAUAAUAAACUAGUGAAUGUUUUAUUUGUUGACAAAACCAUCGGUUUCAAUUAUUCACUUUUAAAAUGAGCUACUUAUACAAAGUAAAUUCCUCAUUAAUCAUUGUUAUCUGAAUAUAUGCUAUGCAAGACUUCGCAGAUGACCUAGCCAUC
This is a messenger RNA of Schistosoma rodhaini, 7196 nucleotides long. Lineage: Eukaryota; Metazoa; Platyhelminthes; Trematoda; Strigeidida; Schistosomatidae. The record is from the annotation of a GenBank genome assembly.